GAUCGACUAAACCGACCCGGAAGAGUGGGGAAAUAGAGAAGACGAACUGAUAAACCAGCAGAAAUCUCGCCAUGGCAGCAUCAAGCUCUAAACUUUCAAUCAUCAUCUUCUUCCUACUGUUUUCAAUUCUCUUCCUUUCAUCUCCAGCUUCAUCUGGCGUCACUGGAAAAUACCCAUCAGCCUCUUCGCAUCGCAGCUUGCUAGCUUUUAAGAGGAACAACAAGAAUCAGAUCCCUAAUUGCAGCGAAAUGGCGUCGAGAUCUCAGUGCAUGCAGAACCCCAAGUGCCGGUGGUGCCGCAGUGAAGUUCUUGAUGACAUGUGCUUUAGCAAGGGCGAGGCUUGGCGCUUGCCUGAACAGGUCUUUCUUUGUGAGUUGUGACUGAUUCGCUUUGAGCUCUCAUUUCUAUUACUCUUUUUUUGCUGUCUUGUAUUCUUUAACUCGAAAGGGGAUCUUGUUUUCUUCUGGGAAUUGGGGAAUUUGGUUUUCUAGGAAGGGGAUCUUGUGAUUCUUGUCUUUGUAUGAACUGGGAACUCGUUUUUAUGUAUACUGAUCUGAUUUAUGACCCCAUUAAAUUGAAGAAAGGAAAGUGAGCUUC
Rubroshorea leprosula is the source of this 597-nucleotide messenger RNA. Lineage: Eukaryota; Viridiplantae; Streptophyta; Magnoliopsida; Malvales; Dipterocarpaceae. The record is from the annotation of a GenBank genome assembly.